This is a messenger RNA of Sugiyamaella lignohabitans, 1713 nucleotides long. RefSeq lists its product as uncharacterized. Bases 1 to 1713 code for a protein of 570 amino acids. NCBI's taxonomy places the organism in Eukaryota, Fungi, Ascomycota, Dipodascomycetes, Dipodascales, Trichomonascaceae. The record is from RefSeq and is a predicted model, not a curated record. The transcript has a single exon.
AUGGAUUCUUCCGCGAGAUUGACUGCGUAUACGAUCCGGUACGUUCUUUCGCCGAGAGAGUAUCGGAAACUGGUUGCGAGAUUGAAUACAAAUGUGACACGAAUUUUGCCUGCUCCAGAGAAGAUUGAUGCGUCUGCUGUGAGGUCGGGUGACGGGGUUCAGUCGAUUGUACGGUCUCAAUCAAGACUUUUUGCUGCUUCGUACGGUUUAUUAGGACUGAUUAAUGCCUUUAUUCUUAAACGAAGGGGACUUAAUAUCCCUGCUUUGCGAAUAGCCACUUCGUUAACUGCUAUCUCGGGUAUAUAUAAAGUCCUUUAUCGCGUUCUGACACUUCUUUUACAACGAACAGGCAUUUUACCUCGUCAUGGACUUUCUGCUAAGACGACAGGUUCAUCUACAAAGUCUCGAGUAGACAGUUCUCCGUCUCCUGGCACCACUGAUGAUCCUGAAUCGACUUGUUCGGAUGCUGGAUAUCUUGAUAACAGCUAUAAAAUCACCAAACUGCUUGUUCGAGCAGGAUACUUCACAAAGAGAACACUCAAGAAAACUAAACAUCUGCCGCCUCUUCUACCUGCUUUGUUAAGUGGAUUAGUAGCAGGCUCGGCAUUCGCGCUUUUCCCUGAAUCUGCUCAGGGAUAUGCUGCUAUCUACCUAUCAACUCGCACUCUCGAGUUUGUAUACAACUAUCUUGAUGAUAUGGGAUAUUUGGAGUUCAAACCCCGUAUUCUCAAGUCUUGGGCUAUAUUCCCAUUUGCGUUCAGUCAGCUCUUUUACACGUUUAUUUUCCAUCCUGACGCUUGUCCUAAUAUCUUCAGACGGAUAAUGUUGCGACUGUCUGAUGGAUAUAUCCCUACAAAACCCACUGGCUAUCCCAUUGACCGGCCAUGGCCCAACCCUGACCAGGUUGUCGACGGCAUUGCUACUAUUGCUCGAGCCAGGUACCCGAAAUUCGUCAGUCCCAUUCUAUUCCCCAAUCUCGAUACUACAGUACCUGGUCUUGAAUCUGCUGAACCUGUGCUCUCAUUAGCCCAUCCCGCUAUGAGUACCUUGACUGGAGCAUUAAGCCAUCCUACUCAACCCUCGGAGUUCCGCACUUAUACUGAACUUGUUCUCAGCAAGUACUCGUCUAUCUAUAAAUACGUCUUUGGAGCGUAUGUAGUACUUGGUCUGUUGAAAUGGAGAGCCCACUCAAAAGCUUCUUCAAAGACAUCUGAAAAGAACAAGCUAUCUUCUACUGACAAAGCAAGCAAGAAAGCUGCUCCUUCACUUCCCGGAAUCCUGUUGUCAUCAGUUGCCAACACCGCUCGAACCACCACUUUUAUUGUCAUGACGGCUGCCUCGUCGUGGUAUGGUAUCGGUCUCAGUCAACAAGUUCUCAAUAACAAGUUUAUUCCCGUGCUUCGAUUCCGAAUCAUCGGGUUCCUGGCCGGUCUAUGGGCCUUUGCUGACCAAGUCAACGGCCGUGCAAGAUACAUGUUCGCAGUCCGACUUGCUCUCCGCUCGCAAUGGAAUGUCCUCAGCAAAGACCGCCGUUAUGCCCCUCUCCUGAAAAAUGGUGCUGCCGCUCUCUUUGCCCUCUCCUUUGCCGUUCUCAUGGCCAUCUUCGACCUGUCCCCCAAAUCCAUCCCCGGCCCCUCACUCCGCAAGACUCUCAACUGGAUCAAAACAAACCAGUACACCGACGUCACCGCGGAAAAGGAAAAGGAUAUAUAA